Molecule: messenger RNA, 447 nt
Organism: Verruconis gallopava
Lineage: Eukaryota; Fungi; Ascomycota; Dothideomycetes; Venturiales; Sympoventuriaceae
Exons: 2
Coding region: 1-447 (148 amino acids)
Cellular component (GO): intracellular anatomical structure
Molecular function (GO): oxidoreductase activity, acting on NAD(P)H, oxygen as acceptor
Source: RefSeq, a predicted model, not a curated record
AUGUCUCCAUCCGCUAUUGUUCCCGAAACUGCCGAAUCCACUCCCUACAUAGUCCCUCAAACUCAGGUCGCCCUAGGAGGUAAAGUCAUUGCGAUCACUGGAGCAAAUCGUGGAAUCGGUCUCGGCAUUGCAGAAUGCUGUCUCCAGAACGGUGCCGAAAAGGUUUACUCAAUUGAUCUCACUGAACGCGGCGACGAGUAUGCUGCUCUCCUUAAGAGAUUCCCCGGAAAACUCGGCGCCGUUACAGCAAACGUUACACAAGAAGAAAGUAUUACUUCUGCGAUUGACAAGAUCGUUGAGGAGGCCGGUGCCAUCCAUGGAGUAGUUGUCAAUGCCGGAAGGACGAAUCACAAGUCCGCUCUAGACUUUACAAAGGAAGACGUCGAGACUCUUUUCGCUGUAAACGUGCGUUACAUUCUCAUAAACAUGUAUAUGGUUGUUUUCUAA